This is a messenger RNA of Stegostoma tigrinum, 12113 nucleotides long. It is a transcript of the gene mgaa, whose product is annotated as MAX dimerization protein MGA a. Gene Ontology annotation, cellular component: MLL1 complex; nucleus. Bases 1081 to 10512 code for a protein of 3143 amino acids. The transcript has 25 exons. NCBI's taxonomy places the organism in Eukaryota, Metazoa, Chordata, Chondrichthyes, Orectolobiformes, Stegostomatidae. Gene Ontology annotation, molecular function: RNA polymerase II cis-regulatory region sequence-specific DNA binding; DNA-binding transcription factor activity, RNA polymerase II-specific; protein dimerization activity. The record is from RefSeq and is a predicted model, not a curated record. Gene Ontology annotation, biological process: cell fate specification; positive regulation of DNA-templated transcription; regulation of transcription by RNA polymerase II.
ACAGUGUAGGGGUUUUGGGGGAGGGGGAGGAGAGAGCGAUGAGAAAACAUAACACAGAUUGAGGGGGUGGUUGCGAUUAGUAUUUUUCUCCCUCCAACCAAACCCGCUUCAGUUUCGCUCUCGGCGCGGUGUCGUGCGCGAAGGAGGUGAAGAAGCCGGGGUGCGCGGGGUGCAGGCUGAGCCCACGGAGGGCGUGAGUUGGGCGCGCGCCGGAGAUUUUCGUUUCUUCGCCGCACGCGCGCGGCCUCUCCCGCCCGACUCCUCCACCUUCCCGAGGUGCAACGGUCGACGGGCGGGUGGGCCGUAAGGGGAGAAAAAUAAGGCAGGCCCCGAGCACGUGACAGCGUGCCACAAGGAGGCGGCGGCGGUGCCGCCAGCUGCAGCAGCCGGACGACGGAGAGGGAGGGGGGGUUGAGAGCAGGGAAGUGCUUGGGGGCGGCGAGAUCAGGUCCGGGCAGCCUCCCCGAGGCAGAGGGCAGUGUAAGGCAAGCGUGAGAUCAGAAAAAGGGGAGAAGCGUGCGGGGUUGGGGUACUGAGAGGGCAGGAAGUCGGCCAUCAGGGAGGAGCUGCAGAAAUUAGCACCUCAGUGGCAGCCGCGCUUCCAUCGGAGUCCUGGAAAGGGCAGGCUCGGCAUGAGGGGUAUCCCUCAUGCACCUCCUCUUUCACGGGACGAGUCUCUUUUCUUCCAGGGUAAUUGAGAGGGCAGGGUAAAGUAGGUGACAUCGAAGGGGUGGAUUGUCCCUGGCCUCGACUCCACUCUGAAAGCCCACAGGCUGCAAGCAGUCAAGUUUUUUUGGCGGCGGGGGGGGGGAGCUGGGUAAACAUCGAGGCUCAGCCAGUACAGCGGAGGUAGUGAAGUGCCAUCGGCGGGAGAGGAUUUAUUUUAUUUUGUACCCGUCUCGCCCGGUGCUCCAGGAUCUUCCACCGGAGCGGGGGAGAGCGGCACGUUGGAACUGGGCUUGCAGGACGCAGAGCUGAGCACCGGCCUUUCUCUCUCACGCGAAAUGGGGUGGUAGAUGGGCCUCUCUUGACGACAGGUUUGGAUGUCUGUUUUUCUCUCUCUAUCUUGUUCUGUCUCGGAUGAGUUUUGACCUCCAAAACAAUAUGGAGAAACAGCAGUUAGUAUAUACAAAACAGGAGACCAACACCUCCCCAAACUCAGGUACUCCUGCUGCAUAUUUUGUCAUUCUGAAGCAGGCACCUGGCAGUGGCGGCACUGAGCGUAGUAUGUUGGUGGCUAAACAAGAACUUGGGGGUGUCCUAGAAAAAAGAAACAAAUUGGGACCAGGGAGUGUUCAGCAUCCAUUCGAAUGCCACUCUGGAAAUGUCUGUGUCACGUUGGAGAAUCAGGAGAUGUGGAGUCAGUUUUAUAAACGUGGCACAGAGAUGAUCUUAACAAAACAUGGCCGGCGCAUGUUUCCAAAUUGUAAAUUCUGCAUAUCAGGGCUCGAUUCUUCACGAAAGUACAUCCUAGUGAUGGAUAUUGCUCCUGUUGACAACCAUCGCUACAAAUGGAAUGGGCGCUGGUGGGAAGUAAAUGGCAAAGCAGAACCACAUGUGCUUGGCAGAGUGUAUAUUCAUCCCAAUUCCCCUUCCAGUGGGAGCUACUGGAUGAGACAGCCCAUCUCUUUUUAUAAACUGAAACUUACCAACAAUACUCUAGACCAGGAAGGUCAUAUAAUCCUACACUCCAUGCAUCGGUAUCUACCACGCUUGCAUGUUAUUCCUACUGACAAACCCACUGAUGUAAUUCCUCUCAAUGGCCCAAACGUACUCACCAUCACUUUCCCACAGACCGAGUUUGUGGCUGUGACUGCUUAUCAGAACAUAAAGAUCACACAACUGAAGAUUGACUUCAAUCCGUUCGCUAAGGGCUUUCGGGAUGAUGGGCUGAACAGUAGGCCCAUGCGGGAGUUGAGACACCGAAGCAAUGAAUCAACUGAUGGAGGUUGCAGUGAUGAUUCUGCUUCUUCCAGAAGUGCGAUAAUAGACUCCAGUAGACAAUACAAAAUUAAAAGUGAGGAGCAAUCUGAAACUCAUUCCAGGCACGGGAAGAUGCAAGAUGACGUUUGUGCAUCUCCAGCUGCAAGUUUUGAUGGGGAAUUGUAUAACACUGAUGAAGAGGAAGGGUGCCUGGAAGCUGAGAUACCAGGAGCAAGUGAAUUUGAUUCAAGAAUGGCCAUGAUGCAGAAGAGAUCAACUGAAAGCAUCUUAAAACAACUCCCUAAUGUGUAUUCUACUCAUCCGUUCAGUAUUGCAUCAUCUGAAGACCAGGAAGAAUCUUUCAAUAUCAUUAUCAAAGAAGAGCCACCAGAUGAUGAUGAGUACUAUCAUACAGCAAACAGAGAGAAUCUUGAUAAUGCUGGGCUGAAAUGCAAGAAAGAGGAGGAGGAUUAUUUAGAUUCUCCUUCUAACCAGAGCACUCCAGCUUCAGGGGGACAGCUUGAUGGAGCUAAUUGUGAGUUAGCUAAUAAAACCAACAAUAAAAACUGUAUAAGUGAAGUGGAUACAAUUACUGGGGCUACCAAGCGGCCGUUGAGUAGCUCUGAAGGGGUAGCUAAAGCCAAAAUGCUGCGAAUGGAAAGCGGCAAAAUGCCAGUUGUUUGCCUGGAGCCUUGCACCAUUACGAAGGGUACUAUAAAACUAUCUGACCUGCCUCAAAAAUUCCUCUCUCCUUGUCGGAGAAACUGGGCACCUUUGACUCCUCGUGCUGUCCGCUCUCCAAGAUCAAUCGAAAAAUCUACGCACUCUCCCAGUUCCACUGAAAAAUCUAAGCCAGAAAAUGUUGACUCAUUGCCAUACAAAGAGAAUGACUCUGAGUCUGUGUCUGGAAGAACGAAGAAGAAAAGGAAUACCUCUACAGUGUCACACAGCUCAAUUGCUUCUAAUACAACUCCAUCCCAAAAGGCCUGUAGUGAAGAUUCCAGAUUUUGCAACAUCAAACACACUGAAAAGACUACGAGUUCUAGGAUUUGGAGCCCUGCAGGAAAGGUGGAUAAUUGUACUGAGGAUUCACCAAUUUAUUCAAAGUCAACACGUUUAUCAACUAAGGCCAUCAGUUCAGGUAUCUGGAGGCCUCCAGAUUGCACAACUAUUAGUAUUAAAGAAAUACCUACACUACACUCCAGCUCAAAGUCUCCACGUGUAACAAAACAACAGCAUCUUGCAGCCAAAGCUUAUAGGCGGAGUCGAUCAAAAAGGUUGCGGCAGUCUGCAAAAGCUGCCCGUACUGUGUCUGCAGCACCUGUUUCUCAGGAUUCCUCUGAACAUCUGGAACAGGAAGAAGUAUUCUGUGAUGUCAGUCCGGACCUGGAUGACGUAGAGGGAGUUACCUUUGUGUCUUACGCAUCUCAGGAUGCCCUUCAGAGCCACCUGGUUGAGCAAGUACCAGAGAACUCAAGUGAUGCCAUCCAUCAAACAGCAGCUCCCCAGGAAAGUGAUGAGGAGAAAAUUGAAAGGCUGGAAGAGAAGCUAAUUGAGGACUUAACACAUUUAGACUCCAGAGUUAUAAUGCACCCAUCACUUAAAGCAGCUGGUGUUAAGCUGAGUUCCCUGAUGUCAAAGGUCAGCCUGAACUUGAAACACUUGGGAGUUGUAUUACUGCCUCCAUCGGCAGAUUUCACUGAACCUGAUUGGAGAGAUGCUUUAGAAUGCUCACCGUCCAGACAAACUGACCAGAAUUCUCCAGCAGAAGAAGAAAUUCCAUUUGUUUCCAGAACCGGAAAAACAAAUGAUUUUACAAAGCUGAAGGGUUGGAAACAAAAGCUUGCGCAGCAUUCUGGGACAUCUGUUUCCAAACAGACAGAAGCAAUUCCAGCUUCCAGUUUGGAAAACACCGUGAAAAAUCGUUCUGCCUUCUUAAGUGAUAAACUGGAUGAAUACCUGGAAAAUGAAGAGAAAAUCAUCAAACAACGAGCUGACAUGUGCAUAAACAAAGUAUCAAAAGUUGUUUAUCAGACGCCCACCAAAAGCUCCAGUUACGUCCGAACAUUGGAUAGUGUAUUAAAACACCGGACAUCUGAAGCCCCCCCUGGACAGUCUCGCUCAAGUAGUCAAGCUAUGGUUUCCCCACAGUCCAUUUCAGUUGGCUCAGUUUCCAAAGCCUGCAAACAGAAUGGAAAAGUAAUGCAAUCUAACACAGCCAGCAAAGAGCAGAAAUCUUCAAGCAGUACAAAAUCAACACCAAAAACAGCCAGCCCAGCUACUAAAACAUGUUCUACAUGCAUGAGACCUCCGGGACUGUCCAAAAACCAGAAGAAGUUAAUGGAUCUGGAGAAUAGUGCCCUUUGGGAUGGGAAGUCCCGGACUUAUAUUACAGAAGAACGAGCAGAGGCAUCUCUCUUAACUCUACUCACUGCACAGGGAAAGCUUCAGUCAAGAAAACAUCGAGUGAUACCUAAGCGGGCACCAGUGUGUAAGAAUGAGUUCUGCCGCUUGGGCUGCAUCUGUUCUAGCCUGUCACAGAUGAAAGAGCCUCCCACACAUUGUCGCAAGCCAGAGUGCAUGUUCAACUGUAAGUGUCCAAAACGUGAAAUGUUGGUGCUGAAGACUUUUGGGAGACGCAGGAGGCAACUCAGCAAGGCACUGCGGGAAGAUCUAAUAUUCUACGAUGCACUAGCAGAUGAUGAUGAGUGGAAACCACGAACCAGAAAGAGGAAAAAGAAAAAAGUGACUGAAUUUGCAAUCCCUGAACCAGACCAACCUAUGCGACCAUAUCCUCUGUGGAUUCGGCAGGAGGGUGAGAUAGAUCCUGAGCCAGUCUACACUGCCCCUCAUCUGGAAUCCUAUCAUAGCAGCAAAUGUCCCCUGUCAUCCCAACCAUCGUCUCCACUAAGUCCAAAGGGACAUGACUCUACUAAAGCCAGUGUUAGUUCGGUGGUGUCGACUCCUGCUAGUUCACCGAAACCCUCUGAGGCUGAUGAGAAAGGUCCAGUGUAUUGGUAUUUUGAAAGUAUGAUGACCUGUGCACGUGUUUGUGCCUUCAAACGCAAGCGAGUCGAGAGGUCGAUAAUCUGUACCUGCAGUUCAGGACACAGUUGUGGACAGGAAAACAGCCUAUACAGUAAGGUUAAUAACAAAGACACACUUGAAACGUGCAAGUUGAAGCAAUGCAGUGAUUUCAGCUCCAGAGACGUGUUGGACUUUGAGAAAUUGGAAGAUUCUGAGAGCGAUUCAAUGUCACCAAAUCCUUCUGAGAUGUGCAAAGCAAAGAGGACCCAGGAUAUGGACUUAGAUGUACAGUGCGACAGUCCUCAGAAAGACACUGCAGAAUGUCCAUCAGCAGAACUACAGACAGCUGCAGAGUCUAAAAAUACACCAAAGCUGAUUGAGAUAAUUUCAAAUUGUAAUUGGGAAGCAGAGCGUGCAAGCAUCCUUAAAGUAAUUGCAAGCCAUACUGUCAAUAAGGGGACCGCAGAGAAAAUACGUACUGGCAACUUCCUCGUUGAAAUCAUGCCAAAUUGUGAAAACAGCCAAAUCCUUUCACCUGACGGUGUACCAAUUUGUAGCUCCUUGGUGAAGAUUACUCAGCCAGGAAUCGGGGAGAGAGAAGGAAAAAUGUCAGUUCACACAAUGUCCAUUCAGAAGGUUUCCCCAUCCACUGGGGGCAAGCUGCCAGAAACUCGACUGAUUGCACCAAAAGAAACACCCUUCAGUCAUACAACAAGGAAGAGUCAGCUAGCAAGCUUUCGUUUAAGCUCGCAUGCCGCUAAUAAGGGGAAGCCAGUAUCUAAGGCUAAUUUGCACGCUUCUUAUAAGACCGGCUUGAUCCAGGUCAGUGGAAAUGAAAAUGGUGAGACAAAGUUGACACUAGGUCAGGUUGGAGCACUGCAUUCAGUCAAUAAGGUGAUUGCUAACCUUAAAAGGAAUUUGAAGUCCACUGAAUUACUUGAAAAGUCUUUCUCAGGUACAACUGUCUCUUCAAACUCAGCUCAACUUGCCUCGAAGCAACCAGUUUCUUGCACCACAUCUAAUGACAGCAAAGUAUCUCAAAAUACCAUUGAUGCUGCUCCUGUUAACAAAACCACAGGGAGUCAAGCAAUACCUGAUAGCUACACUCGCCUUGUAAUAAAGAAAGAUGGAGAUUUGCAAAAGUCAGAUUCCUGCUUCAGUUCAUUGCAGCCGAUGCUUGGUGGGCAGCAGGAUGGCACUCCGUUAGCCGCAUUACCAGCAGUCGGCAUUACUACACCAACCAGUACUUCUCUGAUAUCAACAGUAAUGGUUAUGGCAGCUGCCCCAAACACACACCCUGUUUUAGCUGGUCAGCCACAAAGCAAUAUCAUGAUUGUUUCAGUAACCACAGGUAACUGCUCCCCAAAGACCACAGGUGCAAUAAAGCCACUACCCUCUGCAUUGCUGGCAGUAAAGAAACUUUCCAAGCAGAGUACUCUAUCUACAAGUGAAGUUGAAACUCCAGCAAAAAAUACAGCAACAACUCUAGUUGCUGUGAUCUCUGCAAGCGCUUCAGGAGUCAGGACAAUGUUAUCUCCAGUGAUCUCCCCCAGCUCUUCUAGCAUGACCACUGUUGCUCUAACCAAUACUGUGAAUACAAGAUCGACCAUAAUGUCUGUAUCAGCAACACCAAAUUAUACCACAGGUCUACCUAGACAGCCUGAAGCUGCCAAUUCAGUUCAAUCUGAUUCUUCUAAAGCUGUGAAAACCAAUCGACCACGACUGCUUUUGAUCCCAGCACAGUCUGGAACAUCAUCUGUCCGGCCUGCCCAGAACCUGCAACUUUCAUCUGGGCAGAAGAUGAUACUACAGCCCCUUAGAUGUCCAGCUGGAAACCUCUUCCGACACCCAAAUGGCCAGAUCGUCCAACUUGUUCCUUUAACAAAUGCUACUUCUGGGACUCGCCCAAAUCUCCACCAGAUGGUCACGUUUACCGUACGGAAUCCAGGAUCCACAGGAGGAAUCCGCUUCCCUACACCUACAAAAACGUUGGCAACACCUCCCAGCAGUAAUGCUCCAAGUCGUAUUGUUCAACCAGGGAUAAUACCACCAAGAGGAAGGCCACGUAUUAUUCCUUUUACGAAAGCCAUUCCUGUUCCGUUAAAGGUGUCGUCUGUUGCUACACCUGUUAAUCCUGUGGGCAUGGCUGUUCCCAUUACAACCACGCCACAGACAGAGUUUGUAACUGUUAAUGCAGCCACUAAUCCUGUUGAUGCGACUAGUAAUCCUGUCUGUGCAAGUAGUCUGGUUCCCUUACAGCCAAUGGGAUUUGCUUUACUGCAGUUACCUCCAGGGCAGAAAAUUUUACCAAACACCAUCAUAACUACUGGGGGGCCACUAAAGCUUGUGAGUCCUCAACCUGGUGUGCCUUUGACUAAAAAAACAGAUGGUGAGAAAGACCGUACAGGAGAGAAAUCUGAGAACAUUUCCAACCAGGAUAGCAGUAGCACAUCAAAAGAACAGCUGACUGAAUCUGGCCUUGAGGAUAUUCAUGUUGCAGGCUCUGAGCUUGUUGAAACAACAGUGACUGAAAACUUACCUGGAGAGGACCAUGUAUGUGCUGACCCUUUACCAGAAACUAAAUUGGGAGACAAGUCUGAAGCAGCACCUUCUUCCCCUUCAUUGAGUGAGGUGGAUGAUGAGGUGGAAGAUCAUUCUUUGCACAAGAAAGCUGGACUAGAAAAGUUUACCCCUGCAGAGCUGGCUGACCAUUCGUACACCAUUGAAAUGCACAAUGUGAAAGAUAAUGAGAAUGAAAGUUCUUUACAAGAAGAUACCAUGGAACCUGAAAAAGAUUUGGUUGCUGAACUAGAUACCUCAGAAUCUAACACUCUAAUAGUUGAAAAGGAACCAGACAAUACGUGCAAAGAGCAAAAUUGCCUGCAAGAUGAGAUAAUGGAGGUGAAGACAGAAAACUGUAGCAGAACAAAUGUGUCUGAUACUUCCUUUAAAUGCAAAGAGGAUAUCCAAAAUGAUUCAGAGAAUGAGGAAUUUGUGGGCCUUGAUUUGGAUCUGCAGUAUGUAAACAAUCUGGAAUCAGAUAAAGAUUCAGACUCUCCGAGUGACAUGGAGGAUGGCGAGAUUCCAAGUGACAUAGAGGAGAUUGACAUUGAGAAAAUGUUUGACUCCACCUCCAGUGAAGAGGCAGUGGAUAUUGAGACAGUGGAUGAACUCUCUGAGAAAAUCAACAUUGCACGUCUUAUUGCUUCUGCUUCCCACCAUCGUACCAAAGCCAAAUGUCACUUCCAUAAUCCAUACCUUUUUAAAAAAGCCCCAGAUGAGGAUUCUAAACCCAAGGAGAAACCUAACCCUUAUCUCAGUAGAGAAGCAAAGGCUCAGCUGGAUGCUCUAGUGGUAUAUCGGACUGCACAUACAGUAAAUGAGCGCCGGAGGCGCUCUGAGAUGAGAGACCUUUUUGAAAAAUUGAAGCGAACCCUGGGACUCCGCAGGGAACAGAAAGCCUCAAAGUAUUACAUUCUCAAACAGGCAUUUUCUGAAAUCCAAAAUCUUCAGGAUCAAGCUGAUCGUCUGUCAGCUGAGAGAAGCAUCCAGACCCGUAAAAGGGAUUUACUCAUUCGAAAGGUCUCUCUCUUGACUGGGAAGACUGAGGAGGUUAUUUUGAAGAAACUGGAGUACAUCUGUGCCAAGCAGAGAGCAUUAGAUGUUCAAAAGAAAAACAACAUGCAACAAGGAACUGAUGCUGAGAAGCCACACUCUGACAGCUGGAAAAAACCACCUAAUUCAUCUGAAACUAUGGACAUUCUCCAGAAGGUGGCAAUGAAUUUGCAGACCCAGAAACCACCUAACGUUACUAUGCUGACAAGCAAACAAGACCGGAUGUCUGAGGCUGGAAAACCCCUUAUUCUCACCAGAAAACGGUCAUUAACAGCACCCCAUUCUCCAGUCUCUUCUGUCCCUUUGACACCUGGGAGUUUGCUAAUGACACCACAGGGUCAGGUCCUGACUUUAAAGGGCCCUCUUGUUUCUGGUGAAAGUCCAGUCUUCACUGCUGAAGGACUUCUGCAUGGAAACCAGCUGAUAGCCAAGGGUGAUGACACUGGAGGGGCAAAUUUUGCAGGCAUUGCUUUAGUUACUAUCCAAGUGCAGGGGUUGCCAGUUCCAUUUCAAGUAAACAAUGCUACUGGUAAAGAAUCUCUCAGUUCCACAAGGACAACAUCUGCACUAUCAAGCACCAGACCUUCUGGGAAUGAAGUGGUACGUUCUGGUGCAGCUGAUGUGGUACAAGGAAAAGAACCCAAGUCUGAAGCUUUAGCAGAUUCACUUGGUGAUGAAAAUUCCUCCUUCCUGAUGCCAAGAAUAGUGAAUGUGACCUCUCUGGCGACUGGAGAAGCUCCAUCGUUGAAUCUGCAAGAGAUGAAUGAUUCCUUUGCAGAAGUGGAUCCUCAAGCUCUUGAUUUCAGCAUGAAAGGGAGGAAACAAUGUACAUCACAAGGAGAACAGAUUUCUAGAGACAAUAAAAGAACAUCCGACCUAAAUAACAGCUCAGACAUCACUGGAGAAUUCACCGCACUUGGUGAAAGCGAGGUCAUGCCGUUUCUUAUCGUAUCAUCAGAGGCUUCGAAGUCCGAACAUCAACAACAAGCACAGCAGGUUACAACUUCUCACGUACUGGGUUCUGACAAGAUUGACGGAUCACCAAAGGCAUUAGAUCUGUCUUGUUUCCCUGACAGAGCUUCAGUGUCUUGUACAGAAAAGGCCUGGACUAGAGAGGAAACCUCACCUGGGCCAGCACCAACGACUGAAAUAAUAUUUGAAGACAGAUUGGAGUUUCAGGUGAUGAGCAAUCGGGUGCAGACGUGCAACACUGGGAAAUCUAUUGGAUUGAGUGACAGAGAUGCAGAACUGUCACCACUGUUGAAAGCCAAUGGCACUGCAUCCAGUGAGAUAGUGGAUACUGAUGGCUACGAGCCAUUCACUUCACUUUUAAAUGAGCUUGCGUAUUUAAACCAGCAGUUCUCUGAUGAUGAAGGAAAUCCAGAUGCAUCUUCAAUCUCUGAUCACCAGGCAUUGGGCUUUAUUGACAAUGGAAAUCAAGGAGAGGACAUAGAUGAAUUAUCGUUGAUCCAUGGACCAAUAAGAUUGGUGGACAUUGAUGGUGCUGAUGAAGACGCUGAACUUAAACAGACAUCAGAGAGGGAGAGUGGUGGCUCAAGUAGCCCCCUGGUAUUGCAGUUGGAAGGCGAGGACCUGAAUGUUGAGCAGCUGCUUAGCAGUGAGAUGCCUGUGGAUUCCCAAAAUGAGUUGGAUGAUGGCACACUGGACUUCGAGGGCAACCAUGUUUGUGGGGUGAACAGUUCAGUAACUGUCUCACCUCCUCCACUUGUGCACAUGAAGGCAGCCUCACCUUCAAACACAGAGGUCCAAAGCAGUUUAGACAUGCUUUGGAGACCAAUGCCUAAGUUGGCACCCCUUGGCUUAAUCAGGGUACCUGGAAAGGUUGAAUCAGUAACACUGACAGAGCACUCAUCAGAGAAUAGCAGGCCUAUGCCUGCACUAGCGCGGAUCUCAUCUCCGCAAACAAUAAGUGCAGAGAGUCCAUGAAGUGUUUUGGGAGAACACUACAAUAGUUCAAAAUUACUCUCGGCCAGCUUUUGAGGAUUCCAUUCUGAAAACUAAUACACUUGGAUCAUCUCUCCAAUGAUUUUAAACAUGAAAUUGAAAUAAUUAUGAAUUGAAUUAAACUUUGGAGAUUUGUGGUAAUCGUGCAGGGAUUGCUGUUAAAAGUAACCGAUGAAGUGUGUUUAAUCUGGCAUUUCACCACAUAAUGGAUCUCUUGUAUAGUUUCAGCUGUAAUUCAUUCACCAUGAAUUUGUGGUGAACCCAGAUUUGAUUGGCUUAGUGUGGUGAUUCAGCUGAAAUUGACCAUUUUGCAGUUUGGUUUUAUGUUAGUGAAUCUUCAAUUUAAAAUCAUUUUCUGGGCUUUUUGUACAGUUUCUAAAGUUGUCACCUUAAACAUAAAGAUGCUGACCGUAACCUCCUUGGUAGGUUAAUGAACAUCUUUUGUAUGUAGUUUGUAUAGUAUAGCGAUUUGAGUUUUGGUAAAGCAAUCAUUCAGCUGGUGUACAAACUGACUUUGUUUCAGUGGUUUCACAAAUCUAAUUUUCUGAAUAGCUGAAGGAGUGUAAGUGCAUUUGAAAUGCACUGGACCUUCCUUUUUAGAUUUCCUAGUACUGGAACAGCUCAGAUUUGAAUAGAAUCAACUGUGGUUGAUAGAGAUGAAAAUUAAUUGAUAAUGUUGAGUGCUAAAAUGUUGGCAGACGAAAUUUGAUUUUCAGUGUGUCUUGGAUAAUGUGUAAAUACUGUACUACAUAUUUUUAAAGAAUUGUGAAAUAGAAAUUUCUUAAGUUUUUUUUUGUUUUCUUUUGGCAAGAUCCCACUAUUUUUCUAGAAAACAGUCUAACAGAUUUGAUUGGAACAUUUUGUGUAUGUGGUUUAAAGGCAUGUCUGACCUUGCAAUUAAACUAGUUAAACCAGGUACUACAUUUACCUUUGACAGUCAUUGUAUGCAUUGUAGCUUUUGUAAUUGUAUUGAAGACUGCAGUGAAGGGAGUCAUGUUCUUGUGUUUCAUUUGGAAUUUGAUUGAAAGUGGAAGACUGUACUCGUGGAAUCGACUCUGAAAGGGAAUCAGAUUACUUAGGAAUUUCAUUCAUUUCCUUUAACGUAAAGACUAAAUAAUAGUCCCACUUUAUUCUUUCUCCACCACCUGCUAAGAUUCAAAUUCCAGACCUUUUAAUUGAUAGAUGACAGCAGGUUCUGUUCUGUUCUGUUCUGUGCAGCGUGUGACUCCUUGAUGCCACACACCUUCACAUGUGGCCUUGAUGUCAAAGGCAGGGACCCUCAUCUCACCCUUGGAAUUGAACUCUUUUGUUCAUGUUUGAAGCAAAGUUUAUAGUGAUAGUGGGCGCAGCUCCUAGCAGAAACCAAACUGAAUGACAAUGAGCAGGUUAUUGUUGAGAAAUACUGCUUGAUAACACUUUUGAAUAACCCCUUCUAUCACUUUGCUGAUGAUCGAGAGUAGACUGGUGAGGCAAUUAUUCAAAGGGUUGGAUAUGUACUACUUUUUGUGUACAGGACAUACCUGGGCAAUUUUCUACAUUGCUGUGUCAAGGCAACUGAUAGGCAUAUCUAUAUCAAAUACACA